AUGUCUGACGCUAUCAUCUCUUAUGCUGCCUUCAUCUUAGCUGAUGCUGGUUUGGAAAUCUCUGCUGACAACUUACAAGCUUUAACCAAGGCUGCUGGUGCCAAUGUUGACAACGUCUGGGCUGAUGUCUACGCUAAGGCUUUAGAAGGUAAGGACUUAAAGGAAAUCUUAUCUGGUUUCCACAAUGCUGGUCCAACUAUCGGUGCUGCUUCCGCUGGUGCUGCUACUGGUGCUGCUGCUGAAGCUGCUGCCGAAGAAGCUGCCGCUGAAGAAGAAGCUGAAGAAUCUGAUGAAGAUAUGGGUUUCGGUUUAUUUGACUAA
Arxiozyma heterogenica is the source of this 321-nucleotide messenger RNA. RefSeq names its product ribosomal protein P1 RPP1B (gene RPP1B). Bases 1 to 321 code for a protein of 106 amino acids. Gene Ontology annotation, molecular function: ribonucleoprotein complex binding; protein kinase activator activity; structural constituent of ribosome. Gene Ontology annotation, biological process: cytoplasmic translation; translational elongation. Gene Ontology annotation, cellular component: cytosolic large ribosomal subunit; ribosome. The transcript is spliced from 2 exons. The record is from RefSeq and is a predicted model, not a curated record. NCBI's taxonomy places the organism in Eukaryota, Fungi, Ascomycota, Saccharomycetes, Saccharomycetales, Saccharomycetaceae.